AUGGAACCACAGAACAUCACAAAAGUGUCAGAGUUUGUCCUCUUGGGGUUCUCACAGAACCAGGAGUUUGAGAAAUUCCUGUUCACACUAUUCCUAUUUGUCUAUGUCACCACCAUUGUGGGAAACCUCCUUAUCAUGGUCACAGUGACUUUUGACUCUCAGCUCGACACACCCAUGUAUUUUCUGCUCCGAAAUCUGGCUGUCAUAGACCUCAGCUACUCUACAGUCACUUCCCCAAAGAUGCUGGUGGACUCCAUCCUGAUGAUGCUCAGGUCCCACUCAGGCCAGGCGAGGAGGAAGGCAGCUUCCACCUGCACCACCCACAUCAUCGUCGUGUCUAUGAUCUUCGUUCCCUGUAUCUAUGUCUACUCCCGGCCCUUCACUCCCUUCCCCAUGGACAAGGCUGUGUCCAUCAGCUACACGGUCUUGACCCCCAUGCUCAACCCCAUGAUCUACACCCUGAGGAACCAGGAGGUGCAGGCAGCCAUGAAGAGAUUAAGCAAGCGCCUAGUGAUUUGCAGCAGGGAGUGA
Molecule: messenger RNA, 531 nt
Organism: Vicugna pacos (alpaca)
Lineage: Eukaryota; Metazoa; Chordata; Mammalia; Artiodactyla; Camelidae
Source: RefSeq, a predicted model, not a curated record